CUCGCGGCCCGGGCAUGGCGGCCACCAUGGGCCCGCACGGCUCAGAGACGGAGCGUCUCCUGACCCCUAGUCCUGGGUACGGGACCCAGGAGGGGGCCUCCACGGCUCCGCUCACUCCACCGGAAGAGGAAGACCUCCGCCGCCGUCUCAAGUACUUCUUCAUGAGUCCCUGUGACAAAUUCCGGGCCAAGGGCCGCAAGCCCUUCAAGCUGAUGCUGCAAGUGGUGAAGAUCUUGGUGGUCACCGUGCAGCUCAUCCUGUUCGGGCUCAGCAACCAGCUGGUAGUCACUUUCGGGGAGGAGAACACCAUUGCCUUCCGGCACCUCUUCCUGCUGGGCUACUCGGACGGGGCAGACGACACCUUGGCAGCCUACACUCGGGAGCAACUCUACCAGGCCAUCUUCCACGCCGUGGACCAGUACCUGAUGCUCCCUGACGUGUCCCUGGGCCGGUAUGCAUACGUGCAGGGUGGGGGCGGCCCCUGGGCCAACGGCUCGGCCCUGGCCCUCUGCCAGCACUACUACCAACAUGGCCAUGUGGACCCAGCUAACGACACCUUCGACAUCGACCCGAUGGUUGUUACUGACUGCAUCCACGUGGACCCGCCAGAGAGGCUCCCUCUACCCCCCGGUGAUCUCUCCCUCUCAGACAGCAGCGACAGCUACAGGAACCUCACACUCAAAUUCCACAAGCUGAUCAAUGUCACCAUCCACUUCCAGCUGAAGACCAUCAACCUCCAGAGCCUGAUCAACAACGAGACCCCAGACUGCUACACCUUCAGUGUCCUGAUCACGUUUGACAAUAAGGCGCAUAGUGGGCGUGUCCCCAUCAGACUGGAGACCCAGGUCCACAUCCAGGAGUGUAAGCACUACAAAGUCCUCAGGCACGGAGACAACAGCUUCCAGCUCCUGUUUGACAUGGUGGUGAUCCUCACCUGCACUUUGUCCUUCCUGCUGUGUGCCCGCUCGCUGCUCCGCGGCUUCCUGCUACAGAGUGAGUUUGUUAGAUUCAUGUGGCGGCACCAGGGACGUGUCAUCAGCCUGUGGAAACGGCUAGAAUUUGUCAACGGCUGGUACAUCCUCCUGGUCACCAGCGAUGUGCUCACCAUCUCAGGCACCAUCAUAAAGAUGGGCAUCGAGCACAAGAACCUGGCGAGUUAUGACGUCUGCAGCAUCCUCCUGGGCACCUCCACGCUGCUUGUCUGGGUCGGUGUGAUCCGCUACUUGACCUUCUUCCAUAAGUACAAUAUCCUCAUCGCGACCCUGCGGGUGGCCCUGCCCAGCGUCAUACGCUUCUGCUGCUGCGUGGCCGUUAUCUACUUGGGCUACUGCUUCUGUGGCUGGAUCGUGCUGGGGCCUUACCAUGCGAAGUUCCGCUCUCUGUCCAUGGUGUCGGAGUGCCUGUUUUCACUCAUCAACGGAGACGACAUGUUCGUGACUUUCGCCGCGAUGCAGGCGCAGCAGAGCCGCAGCUACCUUGUCUGGCUCUUCUCCCAGCUUUACCUCUACUCCUUCAUCAGCCUGUUCAUCUACAUGGUGCUCAGCCUCUUCAUCGCCCUCAUCACGGGCGCCUACGACACCAUCAAGGUCAGCGUGCAGCCCCCCACCCCCGGCCUCCAUUCUCGUGGAUCCCUCGAGUCGGCCAUAGUGGGUCUUGGGCACACGCUGGGUAAGGAGAUAAGCCCCCAGGGGAGACUACAAAGCCAGAGGAGAGGGUACUUCGGAAUCGGGGGCCCCCCCCAUAUCCCUGGUAGGUUCCUGCCUCUGCUUUUGCCAACAGGAAAGCAAGUCACGGUAACUUGCCUAGAGACAGACUCAAUCCAGCACUGUCUGUUUCUGGAAACCCCACUCCUGAGUGCAGUGUCUGGUGGUAGGGGCUGUUUGGGUCCUGGGAAAGGUAGUUAUCCUGCAGGCUGUAGGGGUCAGGAGAGGAUGGAGUCAGAGCAGAAUGUAGAGGUGGCAGGUGGACAAGAUUCUUGUAGCAAACGUGUCUGAGGACCUGUUGUGGGCCAAGCCCUGAGUUGGGUGCCAGGUAUCUGGUUAUCAGGCGUCUGUCCAAGGCUGGCGGGCAAGAUGGCUAACGUGACUGGAAGUGUGAAGAUGGCUGUGAGAGGUAUGAGGGAAGUAUGAAAGGUUACAGAGGGACCCCCCUCUAAUCUAAAGGUAUAGGGGUGAGUCCAGGAAAGUGUCUAGAGUGUGCUAAUUCUAGACUCUAGUGAUGGGACGAUUUAAAUUUUUAUUUUAAUGGAAAUGAAAUACAGUAUCAAACACAAGUCCUCAUUCACAGCACCCACACAUCGAGUGCCAACAAGCCUCUGUGACUUCAUUGGCUACCAGAUUGGACAGCAAAGAUACAAAACAUUUCUGUCCUCUCAGAAAGUUCUAGAUUGAAGAGAGGGAACCCACAGGGAAUGAACAUCUGAAGCAAACGCUUAGUAACCAGAAAGGGGAUGAUGCCUUGAGGAAGAGAUGGGGGCUCCCCAAGCUUGGAAGGGGUUUUGCUGAAAACCAGAACAUGAACUGGGCUGGGAUGCAGACGUGGAUACUGUCCCCGGGGCUGGAGGCGUCCAAACAUCACAUACACAUAUCAGCUUGAGCACAAGCCCAGACCUUGGCCCCCAACUCAGUAGGUUAUCAGACAUCCAGAUUUUGUCUGUGGAGGCUGCAGACGGCGCAGAGGGCACCAGCUGACAAGAUGUGUGGUGCGCAUGCACUUAGGGGUCAGGAGAGAUCUGUGGAAAGGAACCACGAGGAACAAUAAAUAGGAGGAACAAUAAACAGGCGGAGGGCACAGCGGGUAUAAAGGCCCAGAGGUGGGACCCUGCUGGUCAAGGAGGGACUGCGCGGAGAUCCAGAUCCAGGGGAGAGCAGCCCUCCAGGAACGUGGGAGUCAGCCACUCAUGCAGGGCCCCGGCCUCUCCCCCCAGCACCCGGGCAGUGCCGGCGCAGAGAAGAGCGAGCUCCAGGC
Molecule: messenger RNA, 2967 nt
Organism: Talpa occidentalis (Iberian mole)
Lineage: Eukaryota; Metazoa; Chordata; Mammalia; Eulipotyphla; Talpidae
Gene: MCOLN1
Product: mucolipin TRP cation channel 1
Exons: 12
Coding region: 15-1994 (659 amino acids)
Cellular component (GO): plasma membrane; lysosomal membrane
Molecular function (GO): NAADP-sensitive calcium-release channel activity
Source: RefSeq, a predicted model, not a curated record